CAAUCUUUCAAAAACUAGCUAUCGUCUGCCAAUUUGAAACCCUAAUGCAGCACCAACUGCAACACCAGACCCCGGCAGCGGUUUCAACCCCUCCCUCGACCACGGGGGAGGUGCCACCAAAGCAGGUGGCGCUGGCGAUGGAAAGGCUGAGCCAUGCCGCUCGGCUCAUCGCCGACAUCCGCCUCGGAGCUGAUCGCCCCCUCGAAGCCCUAUUUGUCGCCGCAGAGCCUCAUAAAAGAUCUAGGCCCCUUGAUUUGUCCAGUAAAGAAGAUUCCUCCCUGCGCCAACACCUCCAAGACCUUCCAUUGGUAGGCAUACUCCUAUUAUGCUAUGUGUGCUUUAAAACAAUAGAAAAUUUUAGUUUAUUUUAGCUAGGCUUCGGAGGAGGUUGAUAGAUUCUGAACAAUUUAUUUAGGAAAGCAGCUGGACGAAUCUAGGGUGCUAAAUGAAUCCCAAAAGUCAAGAAGUAAUUCUUGGGGGUUGCACAUGCCGCUGGUGUGUCCUGAUGGUGCAGUGGUUGCUUAUGCAUGAAAGAGGCAGUUUGCAGCUCAGGCUGCUGCAUCUGCUGUUGACAGGGCCAGGCUCAUAGCUAUUAGCAUACACGGAUAGUAUUUAUAGAUGUUAAUUCUUAUGUAUGUGCUAUAGGAAAUUGCUUUAGAAAUUUGCCUGAUGAUAUUUUUGGGUUGCAAGUUUAGAUGCAAAAGGAUAGCUUCCAGUUAUGUUUUUUUCUGGGAGUAUGAUAUUGAAUUAGUGGGUAUAAGGCGCGUCAUUCAAUAUUUUUUUCAUUAACAGCUGAGAGCAUAUAAAGUUUCUUUGGAGCUUUGAGUUAGAGAUUGAAAUGGGUGUGUUAAUUGAUUAAACAUGAAUAUUAAUUGAAAAUUUAAGCCGUAUUUACUACUAAAUAGAACUGCACAAAGAUGCAGUUGAAGGAGGUCCAAGUUGUUUUAGAAGGUUUUUAACUUUAAAUGAUUUGAAAAUCUUAUAGGCUUCUGGAACCACUUGUUUCAUGGUCUUCCUUGGCUUACAUUAGCCUAAUGUGGAACCAAUGAGCAGAAAAGAUCAAAAGAAUUGGUACCAAGUGGUACUAUCAGUCUUGUGCUACUUAGUCACUUGUGUAGGAUUUGUGUUGAGUGGAUAAAAAUGAUUUCUAGAA
Messenger RNA from Rubroshorea leprosula, 1153 nucleotides. The record is from the annotation of a GenBank genome assembly. NCBI's taxonomy places the organism in Eukaryota, Viridiplantae, Streptophyta, Magnoliopsida, Malvales, Dipterocarpaceae.